Molecule: messenger RNA, 1006 nt
Organism: Daphnia magna
Lineage: Eukaryota; Metazoa; Arthropoda; Branchiopoda; Diplostraca; Daphniidae
Product: phospholipid hydroperoxide glutathione peroxidase-like
Exons: 8
Biological process (GO): response to oxidative stress
Molecular function (GO): glutathione peroxidase activity
Source: RefSeq, a predicted model, not a curated record
AACGAGCAUAUCUAAUGUUUUUCAAGAUGCUCUUUAGUCUCAUCUUGAUAAGCAUGACAAAUGCGUAGAAAAAAGAUAUUACCGUUAGUGAAAUAAUUCGGAAUUAAUUUGUAUUAUUCAAAAAAACGCAGAAAACGACAUUGUUUUUCGGCAUGGGACUUAUCGGAAAUGGUUUUCGUAGUAUAACCGGAGGAGCUCUUCUACUAGCUAGCUACUCUAAAUACAGCACCAUUAUGGCAUCCCCAUUAGAAGGGAGUGGCAAUGUCAACUAUAAACAAGCCCAAUCGAUCUAUGAUUUUACUGCUGUUGACAUAGAUGGAAACACAGUAUCCCUCGACAGAUACAAGGGGCAUGUUUGCAUAAUUGUCAAUGUUGCGUCAAAAUGAGGCAAGACAAAAGUCAACUACACUCAGUUAGUUGCGCUGCAUGAAAAGUAUGGUGAUUCCAAAGGUCUGAAGAUUCUUGGUUUCCCUUGUAAUCAGUUUGGAUCCCAAGAACCAGGAACCAAUUCUGAGAUCAAGACUUUUGCAGCCAACUACAAUGUGAAGUUUGACAUGUUUGCCAAGAUAGAUGUCAAUGGUGAUGGUGCACAUCCUCUAUGGAAAUAUUUAAAGAAAAAACAAGGAGGAACCCUCACAGACGGCAUUAAAUGGAAUUUCACCAAGUUUAUUGUAGACAAGAAUGGUCAACCAGUUGCUCGUCAUGCCACGACUACGGAUCCUUUUGACAUGGAAAAGGAUUUACUGAAAUACCUGAACCAGUAGUGAGUGGCUAAGUUGUAAGAAAAAUUUUAGCUUGUAUGCCUUUUUUGCUCUAGAAGCGCCAUUCAUUUCCAAUCGAGUUCUAUUUGUGAUCAGAGGGAAUAAAAAUGACAGACUCUCUAAAAAGCCUUAUUGGCAUGGAGAAGUCAGGAUGCUACUAUUUCACUAAUGAUUAACAAUGAAUUUGUAAGAAAUUGUAUUGUCGCCUUAUUUCGAAAGAAAAUGAAACAGUGUCGAAUUAUAAA